AUGGCAUCAUCCACCAAAUCCUGGGUUCUCAUCCCCAAAGGCAGUCAUUUCUCUCUAGCCAACUUGCCGUUUGGUAUCAUCUCGACAUCCUCGAAAUCAACUCCAAGACCGGCAGUUGCAAUUGGCGAUCAUUGCCUGGACCUCCAGGAGUUCUCGGCAUCAGGGGCUUUCUCGUCGCUCGGAAUCGAUGUAUCGGUAUUCUCCAAACCAACUUUGAAUGACUUUGCAGCAUUAGGCCGGCCGGUUCAUCGCUCGGUGAGAAAAUACCUUCAGGAUGUCUUCGCCGAAAGCACGUCGAAUCCGCAAGCGCUGCGAGACAAUAAGACUUUACAGGAGAAAUGCCUGAUUCCACGCAGCGAGGUCACGAUGCACGUACCCAUGCAUAUCGGAGACUAUACCGACUUUUACGCUGGAAAGAACCAUGCCUUUAACGUUGGUUGUCUCUUCCGAGGACCAGACAACGCCCUGCAGCCAAACUACACACAUUUGCCGGUGGGUUAUCACGGUCGAGCAUCGUCGAUAGUUGUCUCAGGAACGCCGAUCACAAGACCCAAUGGACAGAUCUUGGAGAACCCAGCAGCCACUCCCAAAGUUCCGACCUUCAGCCCUUGUAAGCGGCUUGAUAUUGAGCUAGAGUUAGGAGCUUUCCUCUGCAAAGGAAACAAGAUGGGCACGAACGUCCCAAUCUCAGAAGCGGCAGACUACAUCUUUGGCUUUGUCCUCCUCAACGACUGGUCCGCGCGAGACAUCCAGGCUUGGGAAUAUGUUCCCUUGGGACCUUUUCUCUCCAAGAGCUUUGGCUCCACUAUAAGCCCCUGGAUUGUUCUGACGGAUGCCCUGGAGCCGUUCAGAUGUACUGGCAUUCCAAACGACACGCAGUUGCUACCAUAUCUGCAAGAGAAGGAGGAGAAGAACGUCUACGACAUCAAGUUACAAGUUGAUAUCACGCCCGAGGGGGGCGAGACGACGACCAUCUUGAAGUCGAAUGGACGACAUUUGCUCUUCUCGUUUGCACAGAUGCUCGCUCACCAUUCCAUUGGAGGCUGUCCGAUGGCCGUGGGAGAUAUGUUUGGCUCUGGCACCAUCAGUGGGAGUGAGCCUGGCACUGAAGGCAGUAUGUUGGAGAUUAGUAAAGGUGGAAAGGAAACCAUCGCGCUUAACGGUGGAGGGGAGCGGAAGUUCUUGCAAGACGGCGAUACCGUCACCAUAUAUGGCGUGUGUGGCACCGAGGAGUCUGGCCUGGUCGGCUUCGGUGAAUGCACCGGUCAGAUUCUGCCUGCUCCUAAGAUCUGA
Messenger RNA from Exophiala spinifera, 1293 nucleotides. Its product is annotated as fumarylacetoacetase. Gene Ontology annotation, molecular function: fumarylacetoacetase activity. The transcript has 2 exons. Gene Ontology annotation, biological process: homogentisate catabolic process; L-phenylalanine catabolic process; L-tyrosine catabolic process. Lineage: Eukaryota; Fungi; Ascomycota; Eurotiomycetes; Chaetothyriales; Herpotrichiellaceae. The record is from RefSeq and is a predicted model, not a curated record. Bases 1 to 1293 code for a protein of 430 amino acids.